CAGUGGCUGUCCGGGCAAAAAUUGUCAAUUGGCAUUACCCCUUCCAAGCCUCAGUCUGGCUUGGCCUCAACCUCCCCUUCGAAGUAGCGGUGGUCGAAAUGGCUACUUCUCAGGAAACAGCCGAACACUACGAUGAGCUUAAGCCAUUGGUGGCUAUUCUGGCUGAAAAGCCUGAGGUACUGGCGACGGGCAAUCUUGACACUCAGGAUGCUGCACUAAGAGCUACGAAGUUUCUCUUCGACCUCGCUAUUUCAACCGAGGCCAUUGCCGCGAAGCAUAUUGCUACCCUUAACUUAGAGCCACCAAGCUCGGGACCCACAACUCGCUCGAAGUCAAAGGUGCAGGAUGGUCAUGUUGAAGUGCCUAAGAGCGUGGAGCCUGUAUCUACAGUGCUUGACCGGACUUCAAUUGACCAACUCUAUAUUGUUGGUAUGAACGCUGACCAGAUUUGGGAGCAAUUGGAACUUCGGACAAAAAAUCUGGCCAAGGUCCUGGAUGAGGUUGUGCAAAUAGAUGAUCCAGAUCAGGAACCAGGUCCUGAGUUGGGGGUGGAGGAUGAGGAUGAGGAUGAGAGUGACGAUGAUGAGGACGAAGAUUGGCUUCCAAGUGACGAGAUGGAGGUUGACGGCUUCGGUGAAGAGGCUUCUGGUUUGGGGGAAAAUCUCGAAGACGAGGAUGGAGAAGAUAGUGGUUCCGAGGACGAUGAUCUCGAAACUGCAGGGUUGAAUGAGGAGUCUAUUAUGAAAAUACGGAGAGGGUCGGAUGAAGAGGAUGAGAUACCCGACCUUGACCUUGACCGACCUGGUACCAAGCGCUCGUCAGAAAUGAGACCCCGACACCCUACUCUCGACGAUGAUUUCUUCUCCAUAGAUGACUUCAAUAUGCAGUCGGAAGCAAUGGAAUCUCUGUUUCGUUCAAGAGGGCAACUCGCAGGAGAUGAUGAGGAUGACGAGGACGAGGACGAGGACGAAAUAGAUCUCUUCCAGAAGUUCGAUGAUCCUGGUAACAACGAGAUCUUCGACGAGGAAGAUGAGGAAAAGGGGGGUUUCGUGGACCGUUUCGCCCACAUAACGUACGCCGACUUCUUUGUACCUCCACGGUCAACGAAGAAACGCGGGUCUGGAGAUGCACCAUCUGAAGGCACCAAAAAGAAAAGCGCUCGUGGGGUCAAGUUUAGUGAGGACGUUCGUGUGAAGACUAUUGAGGCGCGGAAGGGAAAGAGUGCAAAAGCAUCUGCCCUCUUCGCUCGACUUGAAUCGUUGGGCGGACUAGUGGAAGAGCUGGAAAGUGAAGAAGGGGAGGGGGAAGAGAUGGAUUGGGACAUGGAGGAGUUCGGUGAUGAAGGUGAGGACGAAGAAAUAUACAAUGAUUUUGGAGAAGGGGAGGAAGGGGAGGAGGAAGAGGAAGAGGGGGAGGGAGGGAGUGAAGAUGAUGGUGAAGAUGAUUAUGAUGAUUACGGUGAGGAGGAGGAGGAGGACCAUGCCGACGAGACUGAACGGCAGACUGAAACGAUUCAGAGGUUGAAGAGUGAUCUUUUCGAUGACGGGGAGGAAAAGGAAGUUGACCCUGCUGAGCGCUUGUCAAUGCACGAGAAGCGCAUGACCGAUCUGUCUUCUCAGAUCGCAGCUCUUGAAGCCGAGAAUGUGGCCGAAAAGGAUUGGCAGCUCAUGGGAGAAGCAACGGCCCGUUCCCGGCCAAAAAAUUCUUUGCUUGAAGAAACUCUCGAUUUCGAACACAAUGCUAUUGGUGGGAGAGGUGGCGCUCCUGAGAUUACUGAAGAAAGGACAAGGUCUUUAGAGGAUCUCAUCAAAGAUCGUAUCCUUGAGGGGCGGUUUGACGAUGUCGCUCGCAAGCGGCCAGUGGACGACAAACCUUUUCUUCCGUCCAAGUACUUCGAACUUCAAGACAAACAGUCAUCACGCUCGCUCGCUCAGAUCUAUGAAGAUGAGUACAAGGCUGCACGGGGAGACAAUCUUGCGCCGGAGGAUGAUCGUGAUGGCAAAUUGGCCAAGGAGCGAGAAGCGAUUGAUGAGAUGUGGUCGACUAUAUGCUACAAACUCGAUGCCCUUAGCAAUGCUCAUUUCACACCGAAACAGCCCAAAGGGACCAUCGAAACAAUAUCCAACGUAUCCAGUGUCACCAUGGAGUCUGCCCUGCCGGCGGCUAUGUCCGCCACAUCACUCCUGGCGCCACAAGAAAUCCAUAAACCCCUUCCUGAAUCCGAAAUGCGCUCCAGAGAGGAACUGACCCCGCAAGAGAAACGGACUGUACACAGGAAGAUUCUCAGGAAGAAGAAACAUCAAAAGGAGAAGUUUGCUGGUGCUCUCGCGGAUCUUGGAAAGAGGCCCAAGAAUAUAAAGGAGGCGAAGGAGGUCGCUCUCGAUGGUCUUGUGAAACAGGGAAGGGGUGUGACGGUGAUUGGAAAAGAGAAGGUUGGGAAGGUGUCAAAAAGAGAGAGGGGAGACCAAAGCUUGAGUUCAACGGACUUGAAGCUAUAAACCCAAGUUAUUUAACCUUGAUCUUACUUUGUCAUUAUUCUAUUUUCUUGUUAUUGUACCGUAGUUUCACAAGGCCGUCAAUGCUAAAUCACUGGUCAG
Cantharellus anzutake is the source of this 2597-nucleotide messenger RNA. RefSeq names its product Mpp10 protein-domain-containing protein. The coding region runs from base 99 to 2498 and encodes 799 amino acids. The transcript is spliced from 7 exons. Gene Ontology annotation, biological process: rRNA processing. The record is from RefSeq and is a predicted model, not a curated record. NCBI's taxonomy places the organism in Eukaryota, Fungi, Basidiomycota, Agaricomycetes, Cantharellales, Hydnaceae. Gene Ontology annotation, cellular component: small-subunit processome; nucleus; Mpp10 complex.